Papilio xuthus (Asian swallowtail) is the source of this 4569-nucleotide messenger RNA. Its product is annotated as NACHT and WD repeat domain-containing protein 2. Gene Ontology annotation, molecular function: protein binding. The record is from RefSeq and is a predicted model, not a curated record. The transcript has 25 exons. NCBI's taxonomy places the organism in Eukaryota, Metazoa, Arthropoda, Insecta, Lepidoptera, Papilionidae. The coding region runs from base 166 to 4239 and encodes 1357 amino acids.
CUGUGACAGUAUGGACGUGCGUUAUAAAUUUAGAUUUGCCGCUCGAAAAUAUCGCGACGUUGUGAAAUGUUAGUAAGGUGUGCCCAGUUCGGCGUGAGCGCGUGUGUUUAUCAAAUUGUGUGUUGUACUCGAUUAUUUUAGUGAUGUGGUAGAAAGUGGUACGAAAUGGGCAACUCUUGCAGUUCGGGUCAGGCUCACAAGGAUAAAGACAAUAUUUCGCAGCAUUCCGAGGAGUAUACAUUGACAACGAAUAUCAAAAGGCCGAACUGCUGCGCGCGCAGGUCGCCGUCUUAUCGCACUAGCAAGGCCGCGCCGGAGCCCGAGCCGGCAGCAGAUCCUCCGCUGGAGCUGCUCGAGCCUGCGCCCUCGCUGCGGGAGAAGAAGCCCUCCGUUAAAGUACCACGACCCGUCGCCUCCAGUGUAUCAGUGAAUGCCGGCACAGAUUCCAUCUCAUUGUCUUCACCGGUGGCAUGCGCGUCGCCGCGAGAGGAAGUUGUGGGACCGCCGGUGCCGGCCAGCGUGGCUGCUCUCCCAGAGGAGCUGCGCUGCUUCCUGCUGGGGAAGACACCCCCAAUGAGGACACGGAGGCGACGAGCUAUGCUAAUAUAUGUCUGUGCUGCAGACUCACAAGAUUGCUGCGCUGAGAAAGGCAUACUGCAGUGUGCGGUGGCGGCGAAGCUACGUGUGCGCGCGCGGCGCCGCGGCUGGCGAGUGCAUGUAUCAGACUUACACUGGCGCUCGCCGCUGGAACAACAACGAGACCAUCGCUUUCCAGUACUGUGUAUCGCUGAACUAACCCGUCAAUCCGAAUUAGGUGCGGUAGUACCAGUUCUCUUCCUGAACUCCGGCCUAGGCACGCCGCUGUUACCGCAUACACUGGAGUGCGCAGACUUCAAAGCAGCUCUGGAAGCUGCGGAGGAUGAAAACGAUCAAGCCCUAUUAAAUAAAUGGUACAGUCUAGACAUGGUGUGCACUCCGCCAUGCUACAGGCUGGCGCGCGGUGCGCCUGCACGCUGGCGUCGCGAGAUGGCGCGCACUCUGAGCGUACUCGUACGUACGUUGCCACAAGAAGCCUGUGAUGCAUACCUCACCACUGUUGUUGAACAGGAGGUACAGCACUCAGUGCUGAUGAGCGGGGAGGCGGCGCGGCGCUGCGUGUGGGUGUGCCGGGGGGGCGCGCCGCCGGAGCCCGAGCCGGAGGGCGCAGACCCCGCGCACCACGCCGAGCUGCAGCGCAGGCUUAACAAUCUACAGAAAGAGCUAAAGUGUCACCUGAGUGAACGUAACGUGAUUCGUGCGAGUGUAAGAAGUCGCGUUGGUGGUGAUGAUGAGUGCGCGGAGCAGGUGCGCGCUGCGCUGGCUGACAGGCUGGGCGCGCUGCUUGACGUGCUGGUAGCUGACAAUGAGCAGCCUGCAGGCAGCUGCGGUGUACCCACCAGUUUAUUUGAUGAAAUAAGCGAACAUCUGACGUUCUGUCAGAAAGCAGCGCAGUGCACCUCCAACAGAGAAAUCACGCUUAAUGACCUUAAAACCUAUGUGACAGGCGAGAGUUCUGUCCCGCUCGCACUACUGGGAGGCGCGGGGUGCGGGAAGGCGACACUGCUAGCUCGUGCUGCCUCGCUCGCACACACCUGGCUACCAGACCUCGCGCUCAUAGUGCGAUUCGUAGGUCUGACGUCACAGUCCAGCAGUUCGCACCAGCUGCUCAAAUCUAUCGUGGACCAAUGCCACGUGCUGCACACGGGCACUGUGUAUAGAGGUAGAAAUGAGGCAAGCGCACUGUCCAGUGCACUGGGCAGGCUGCUGUCAGCACUGGGUCGCACGCGGCCGGUGCUGCUGUGUGUGGCGGCGGCGGACGCGCUGCGCGGGGCGCGCUGGCUGCCGUCCAAACUGCCUGAUAAUGUCAAAAUGCUGGUUACUGUCUCUGAAGAAACGGAUGAACCUUCAUCAUCAGCAAUAAUGGCUGUGCUAUCAUCUGAGGAUGGUCCCAAAGUGGUGCGUGCUCCAGGAGUGUGCCUGGAGGAGGCGCAGGCGACGCUGAUAGCGUGCGCGGCCGCGUACUGCCGCACUGGCGCCGCCGCACCACCUCCUGAGGCAAUGGAUGCACUGCGGCGGUGUACACUGCCGCUAUAUGCUAAGAUCCUAGCGUGGCAGAUAUCCCUAUCCGCGGAGACAUUCACUGAACAAACAGAGCCGGAGAUAGAACCGGAGCUGGUGAUAUGCGAAGACCUGGAGAGUCAGCUGGUGCAGAUCCUGGUUGCGACGGAGCAGGCGCUGGGGGAGGAACGAGUGCGCAUCUGUCUCGCUCUGCUUACCGCGUCACGGCGCGGGCUUGAUGAUACAGAGAUGCUGGAUAUGUUGGCACAUGAUGAACUGUUUAGAAGCGAGGAAACUUAUUUACCAUGGGCGCCGGCAUCAUUAUUCUGGCCGCAGCUCGCCGCAUUGCUCGCGCCAUGGCUGCGCUGGGACGCGCGAGGUGCUGCACGCUGGAGGGACGCGGCACUUGCAGCAGCUGCAUCUGAAAGAUAUCUAGCUCCAGCACCACAUGUACCUAGACUAGCGUUGGUACAGUACUAUGAGGGCAUGUGGUACACGGAGAACGAUCCUAAAAUGGCCGGUCGUUUGAUAUCACAAGAAAACAAAUUCUCUGAGGAUUGUUACAACACGAGAAAAUUAGAUGAACUUCCAUUCCAACAUUACCAUCUUUUAAAAGACGAUCCUGAAUCCUUUUCAAUAAAACCUUAUUUUACAAAACUCGACUGGAUUCAUGACAAACUAGCAGCAACAGACUGCGGACUUUUCUUAGAAGAUAUAGCUUUAGUACACAUCGAUCCACUUCCAGAACAUUUAGACGUAUUAAAAGAUGUCUUCGAAACUCACUCGUACGCACUAGAUUAUGACCAUAGACAAUUCUAUGGUCUUCUAAGAACUACAUUAGAGAAGAGAAAGAGAGAAGGAAUAGAGAUAGAGAGCGAAAUAGUUGAACAAUGGAUGGCACAAGUUUGGGAACCACCUGUUCCUACUUUUUACCCUGUCAAUGAAGAUUUCUGGAAGGUGGUAGAGAAUAGAGAAAGAAGAGAUAUGUCUAUGGUCGAUGGAUUUGAUAGUAAAUCGUUUGAUUUGAUCGUGAGAUUUGAUACAAGAGGCAAAUUUAUAGCUACCAUAUCUACGGAAAGGGAAGAAAUAUGUGUUUGGGAUGUUAGUCGGUGUAAACUGGUGAGAAAGUUGACUGGUGUGACUCAUCCUAUAAAUCUAGUGCCGAUAGACGAAUACAGAUGCGUGGUACUUUGCCGGAGAGAACUGAGAGUCUAUGACCUGGAUCAGGGUAAGUUCGUGGUAACACUUAAAGGUGUGAUGAACCAGAAGAUGCCCUACUACGGGUUACACGAUGCCUCUCAUCUUGUUGCCCUCUCCAGGAACAGAAUGUACGUCAACUUAAUGAAUAUAGAAACAGGUGAUUGUGUGACGACAUUCAAAGCUGGGGAGGACAGGUUUCUGAACUCUCUACUCGUGUCUGGCGAUGGAAGGAUCUUAGUGUGCGGCGACGAGACACAGAAGCCGUUCCCGUUGUUAGUGUGGUCGUUGACGUCUCGCAAAUUACUCUACGACCUACGUAUACCUCACCAUGACUUCAUCACCUCUAAAGCUGCCAUCACUUACGAAGGUUCGUACGUAUGCGUGGUGUCGCGAGAGCUGGACGAGCCAACACCUAACUUCAUAGUGGUAUACGACCUGCAGUCUGGCACUCUGUUCAAGAAGUGGAAGCCAGGCUGCGACACCGCCGCCCUCGCCAUCAGCUCUGUCGACGGAUGCGUCGUCUCCGGACUUGAGGAUACUAGGAUACUGGUCUGGGACCUCGUCACUGGUAACUGCAGGCUGACAUUACGCGGGCACGCAGCAGCACCAUCAAUGCUGCGUCUGUGUCGUGCUGGCGCAGUGCUGCUGUCAGCUGACCGCGCCGCCAGGGACCUCUCUGUCAGACUGUGGGACCUACAUACUGGUAAACUAAUCGCAGUAUACACACCACCUGAAAGUAUAACUUCCUGCGAAGUACUCCUCGGUGGGUCUGUUCUCGCACUGGCCUUGGAGAACUACAAGGAUAUAGUCUGUGUCAAACUGCACGGGCCACUCGUAGAGUCUGUCAAGAAUGGUAGAGAUUGUGAAUAUGAUGAUAGGGGAUAUGGAAAUGAGGAGUAUGAAGGUCGGACCUUCGAUGUCAGGGGUAUGGAGAACUGCUGAUGGAACAGGAGCCAAGAUCAUCUUUAUUAAAAAUGUAUUAAAAAUUGGCUAAACUUACGUAUCAUAUUUUUUUUUAUUUUAUUAAUUACAAAUAAUAUAGUACCUUAAGCUUUUGUCAGCCGUCGAUUAGUUUCAGAGCCAUUCUUCAAGCGUAUCUUUCAACCAAAUAAGGGAACAUACCCAUACCACAUGACCUAUUUUAGUUAUUUUAGUUUUUUCGACCCCUCCCACCCCUCGGUGACCACUUGUAGUACAUGCCAAGAUCCCCCCCUUUAGUUAUUACGUAGUAAUUCAUAAUUAUGAUUUUUAAUCAAUUCACAGGCAAAAAUU